Messenger RNA from Castor canadensis (American beaver), 3228 nucleotides. RefSeq names its product caspase recruitment domain family member 10 (gene Card10). NCBI's taxonomy places the organism in Eukaryota, Metazoa, Chordata, Mammalia, Rodentia, Castoridae. Gene Ontology annotation, molecular function: CARD domain binding. Gene Ontology annotation, biological process: regulation of apoptotic process. Gene Ontology annotation, cellular component: cytoplasm. The record is from RefSeq and is a predicted model, not a curated record.
AUGUGGGGAGGCCCGGGCAGCCCGGGCGGCCGCGGGGACGGGGGCGGAGCCGGGGGCACCCAGGGCACCGCCCCCCUGCGCCGGCGGAGCCGCCGCCCGAGCGCGGACCCGGGAGCCCGAGGCGGCUGCGGCGUGCGGGACCCCGAGGACACGGCCAUGCCGGGCCGGGCGGAGGCGGGCGAGGCGGAGGAGGAGGCCGGGGUCGGCUCCGGGUCCGAGGCGGAGGAGGACGCGCUGUGGGAGCGGAUCGAGGGCGUCCGGCACCGGCUGACGCGCGCCCUGAACCCGGCCAAGCUCACGCCGUAUCUGCGCCAGUGUCGGGUCAUCGACGAGCAGGACGAGGAAGAGGUGCUGAGCACCUACCGCUUCCCGUGCCGCGUCAACCGCACCGGGCGCCUGAUGGACAUCUUGCGCUGCCGAGGCAAGAGGGGCUAUGAGGCCUUGGAAGCCCUGGAGUUCUACUACCCCGAGCACUUCACGCUCCUCACCGGCCAGGAACCUGCCCAGCGUUGCUCCAUGAUCCUCGAUGAGGAGGGACCUGAGGGCCUGACCCAGUUCUUGAUGACUGAGGUGAGGCGACUGCGGGAAGCUCGCAAAGGCCAGCUUCAGCGGGAGCAGCAGCUGCAGGCCCGUGGCCGGGCACUGGAGGAAGAGCGGGCAGGGCUGGAGCAGCGGCUGCGGGAGCAGCAGCAGGCCCAGGAGCGCUGCCAGCGGCUGCGGGAGGACUGGGAGGCGGGCAGCCUGGAGCUGCUGAGGCUCAAGGAUGAGAACUACAUGAUUGCCAUGCGGCUGGCCCAGCUCAGCGAGGAGAAGAACUCGGCCGUGCUGCGCAGCCGUGACCUGCAGCUGGCGGUGGAUCAGCUGAAGCUCAAAGUCAGCCGGCUGGAGGAGGAAUGUGCUCUGCAAAGAAGGGCCAGGGGGCCGCUGCCCGUGGCCGAGGAGAAAGAGAAGGAGAGGGAGCCUGACAACACAGACUUGCUCUCGGAGCUUAGGGCCGAGAACCAGCGGCUGACAGCGUCACUGCAGGAGCUACAGGAGGGCCAGCAGCAGGAGGCGAGCCGGCCAGGGGCCCCGGGCUCUGAGCGCAUCCUCCUGGAUAUCCUGGAGCAUGACUGGCGGGAGGCACAGGACAGCAGGCAGGAGCUAUGCCAGAAGCUGCACGCUGUGCAAGGCGAGCUGCAGUGGGCCGAGGAGCUGCGGGACAAGUACCUGCAGGAGAUGGAGGACCUUCGGCUGAAGCACCGCACAUUGCAGAAAGACUGCGACCUGUAUAAGCAUCGCAUGGCCACUGUACUGGCCCAGCUGGAGGAGGUGGAGAAGGAGCGGGACCAGGCCAUCCAGAGCCGCGAUCGGAUCCAACUGCAGUACUCACAGAGCCUCAUUGAAAAGGACCAGUACCGAAAGCAGGUGCGGGGGUUGGAGGCCGAGCGGGAUGAGCUGCUGACCACGCUCACCAGCCUGGAGGGCGCCAAGGCCCUGUUGGAGGCACAGCUGCAGCGGACCCAGGGAGGCCCCUGCCUCAAGGCCUGUGCCUCCUCCCAUUCCCUGUGCUCCAACCUCAGCAGCACCUGGAGCCUCAGCGAGUUCCCCUCCCCACUGGGGGGCCCAGAAGCAGCUGGGGAAGCAAGUGCUGGAGGGUCUGAGCCCCACACCUUGGAGGAAGUCACAGACAGUGAGAAGGAGAUCAACCGCCUCUCCAUCCUGCCCUUCCCCCCCAGUGCUGGCUCCAUCCUCCGCCGGCAGCGUGAAGAGGACCCUGAACCCCCAAAGAGGUCCUUCAGCAGCAUGUCGGACAUCACAGGGAGUGUGACACUGAAGCCCUGGUCCCCUGGCCUCUCCUCAUCGUCUUCCUCUGACAGUGUGUGGCCUUUGGGAAAGCCAGAAGGUCUUCUGGGCUGGGGCUGUGGCCUGGACCUCCUCAACAGGUCUUUGGCCUUCCGAGUGUCAGGCUGGAGCCCCCCAGGUCUGGAACCUCAGGUUAAGGUUUCAGAUAGCCUGUCCUUCCUUGGAGACAGAUGGUCUGGGGCAGCGGUGCGGAGGGUGCUGUCUGGGCCUGGGUCUGCCAAGACCGAACUGAGAGAGCCCAAGGCAGAAGCUGCUGACCUGGACGGGGCCAGCCUGGAAGCCGAGGCCCAGCAGAGGACUUUAACCUGGAGCCAGGUGUCCACACUCCCCUUCCUGCUGGACUCAAAGGCCUGCCAGUCCUUCCACGAGGCCCUAGAUGCUUGGGCGAAGGCACCAAGUGGUGAGCCUUUCUACAUUCGAGCCAACCUCACCUUGCCUGAGCGUGCAGACCCCCAUGCCCUUUGCGUGAAAGCCCAAGAAAUCCUUCGUCUGGUGGACCCCGCAUACAAGCGGCGACAGGAGUGGUUCUGCACGCGAGUUGACCCCCUCACACUGCGGGACCUGGACCGGGGCACUGUGCCCAAUUAUCAGAGAGCCCAGCAGCUCCUAGAAGUCCAGGAAAAAUGCAUGUCCUCCAGUCGGCACCGAAGUCCACGUAGUAAUCUGAAGAAGCGAGCCUUGGGGCUGGUGAGGCCCAAGCCUGCAGGGGGGCCUACAGGGGACUCCCCAGAGCAACUGUCACCAGAGCCCUGCUCAGAGCCAGAGCGGAGCCUCAAACCCUACAGCCUGGUGCGGCCAUUGUUGGUGUCCACACUGCGGCCUGUGGUGCUGCUACCUGAGUGCCUGGCGCCCCGGCUCAUCCGCAACCUGCUGGACCUGCCUAGCUCCCGGCUGGACUUCCAGCUGUGCCCUGCAGAAAGCCUCUCUGGGGAGGAACAAGGUGCAUCCUCAGCUCCUGGAGCCCCCAAGGCCCAGUCUGCCAUCCUUGGGCUGGGCAGCAGGAUCCGUGCCAUCCAGGAGUCUGUUGGGAAGAAAAAGCACUGCCUGUUGGAGCUGGGCAUGCAGGGUGUGCGGGAGCUGGUCCAGAGCGAGGUCUACCCCAUUGUCAUUCAUGUAGAGGUGACGGAGAAGAACGUCCGAGAAGUCAGGGGCCUGCUGGGCCGGCCAGGCUGGCGGGAUUCAGAGCUGCUGAGGCAGUGCCGCGGCUCGGAGCAAGUGCUUUGGGGGCUGCCCUGCUCGUGGGUGCAGGUGCCCGCCCAUGCGUGGGGCCAUGCAGAGGAGCUGGCCAAGGUGGUACGUGGUCGCAUCCUGCAGGAGCAGGCCCGCCUCGUGUGGGUAGAACGAGGCAGCAGUGGUGGCAGCAGCAAUAGCAGUGAGGCCUGA